AUGGAGCACGUGCUCUUCCGUGCGAAGCGGAAGGGACGAUCAUGCAAGUACGGAGUCCUCGCUUGUUUGCUCGCUGUAGGUGGACGGCCUUCUCAGAGACUUUUUGAUCAGAUUGGGCAGAUGGCAUUCUGCGGGAAGACAAGUUUCCUUGCUAGCUUCCAGCUGCGCCAUUCCAUGCGCUCUGAGGCGUCGCAUGAGGCGUCCCUUGGUCUCGCAGCUUUGGGCGGUCCAGUGACUAUGGCACCGCCUCCAGCAAUACCAACAGCCACCUCAGAGCCAUCUUGGACGGAAUGCUUUCUCCAAGCACAAGGGGACUCGACACAAGAGACCUUGGAAAGCGAGGUCUGGCUUUUCCGCAGCGAUACCAGCGCAGGUUUCGAGAAGUUCCUGAAGCACCGUCACUUCGGAGGAGAUUCCGGAGGAGAUACGGCAACCUGCCGGAGUGUGAAUCCUGACAGUCGCAUCCAGUGCUUGGAAUGUACACGUGUUAUUUUCGGUGGCGUUUAUGGGUCGAUUGGUGUUGUUGUGCCAGCCUAUCCACCGGAGAGUCACGCCGUUGGCUGCCUUUCCAGGAAUCGCAUUGUGGAGGCGGACUUCGACGACGAUGACAACUAUGACGGAAAUCCUACUCGAGAGGUUGCUUUGUGCAAUUCCCACCGUGGGCACCUGGAUGCCCUGCCAGUCAAAAGGGCGCAAAAGAAGAGACUAACGGAUAGCAUCGCCAAACAGGAACUGCUGGCAGUUCUGGGGUCUUUCGCUUCCGACCACUUCCUUGCCUGCAAGUGCUAUCGCAUGUCCCUGAUAUUGGUUGACAAUGGUAUGCGCUAUCUCGGCGCUGGCAAACUCUCAGUGUCUGUGGCCUGGUCUACCAUGGACACCACAGGUGUUCCUCCUCUACUUGUGUGUUCUUUGGCUGCUGUGCGCAGCUUUUGCGGAAGUUGUUGCAGAGCCGCUCAGCAGCAAAAUGAAGCGGGCGAGCUCAUGCUGGGUCACCUGGCGGCAGACAGCCAUGGCAGUUCCGUCUGCAGCAUGCUUCAGUCUGAAUGUUGCGAAGAGCGGCAGCAGCAGUAUGAGCAAGUGGAGCUCCUGCUCUGCCUCUGCUACAGAGCAUGGCCCUCAGCGGUCCAAGACUUCCUGGAACCUUGCCAAGGCUACACUAUGCGAACAGAGGAUGGAGAUGUGGAGCUGCAGAUGGCAAAGGCUUCAUCGUAUGCAAGAGCAUUGACAGCUCGGUUGCAGCGAUGGGACAAUUUGUCAGCAAACUUGUCUGAACAGUACCAUACCCGGAUUGAGCUGCUGAGCAAUGUGCUAGCGGAUGCCAAAUUACAGUCCAAAUUCGCAGAAGCAGAUUCAGCAGGAGACGCUCCAGCGACGGAAGCUGCAGCGGAAGCUCCAGCACAGACGGAGCCAUUUCCCGAGAAAGCAGCUGAGACACUGGAUGAGCUGAAUGAGGUGCCUGUUUGUGAGACUCCGGGCCUUCCUUCGAAGUCCAAGGCUGACAGUCGGCCACUCCCUGCACCCCAAAGUGUGCAGACACUGCCGUGGCGCGCAGGUGAACCACAAUUUUGCAUUCGUGCACCCUUUGUACUUGCGGCAUGUGCCGAAAUCUGCCAUCAUUUCGUUGUACUUGCUCAAUUGCUGUCAGGACGUGCCUCCUUGAGCAGGCCAGCAGCCACCGGCCAGCAGCUUGGUGAAUUCGUUGGACUCAUGACCGCUCGGAAUGACAGGUUCUCGGAGGCGGGAAACGCUGCCCGAAGCAGCCUGGAGUCGGACAUGGUAGAUCUUGCAGAGGGCAUGAAAGGUGCUGCAAACACAUUCUUGAAGACCUUGCAAAAAGACAACAAGCGUCUGGAGGAGAUGCAGUCGGCACAGCAGCGGAGUUUGGACAAUGUGUCCUCACACUCAGAGAAGGGCAAGAAGAUGCUCCGCUCUGGCCAAAUGAGCUUCCUAUGCACAAUGCUCUUGGUAGGACUUAGCGCACGGGUCUUAGACGUCCUGAACAGGAGCACUCCGCUGAUCUCGAUGAGAUGUGGUUUGGUGAAGAUACUUCUUGGAGUUGCUGCCGCCGACACAAGCCUUAGCCCACUGGCCAGUCACGCGUCCAGUGAGACUGGAUUGGAGUUGUUGGCGACCAGUGUCGUGAAUCGUCGGAUUCAUAGCGUUCAAAGUGAGACCGAUGAUGGCCAACUUCAUCAGCUUCAGUCACACUCGGCCGGGGCUGGCCACUUGCAGAACGUUUCGGCCAUAGAAGGUGCUGGUGACGCGCUAACUCGAGGAGCAUUCGCCGCGCAGGAAUCAGAUGCACAACCGCCCACGGCAGAGUCGCAGUGGAGUGUGAAGACCAUUGCGCCACCCAGCCAGACUUGUCCGACGUGCUGCCGAGGUACUUUCGUUGAGUCGUGUCCCAGCCAGGCGCCGAGCGACCCUUGUGCUGGUCAGUUGGUGUGCUCAGGUUACCACAGGUGCUUGGGUGCUGCGAGUGGGUUUCUGCAAUGCCAGCCCAAGCCCGGCUCAGAGGUUGUGUGCCACACAGGGCCGAACUGUUUGCCUGAGUGCAUCGGGAGACAGAUCGGCAAAGAUGGCGACGACUGUGCUCUGCAGUCUGUGACAGAUUGCGAGGGAAACUACGUCCGUCGAGCAUCACGAGCCACUCAAUGCAGAGUGAGCCGAGGCGGCAAUCCCAGUGGAAGAGACAUUUGUGAGAACGCCUUCCUUUGUGGGACUUGA
Messenger RNA from Symbiodinium natans, 2727 nucleotides. NCBI's taxonomy places the organism in Eukaryota, Dinophyceae, Suessiales, Symbiodiniaceae. The record is from the annotation of a GenBank genome assembly.